AUGAAAAAUCUGAAAGCGUCCACCAGGGCACAGGCCAGCCCCCUUCCACACGGCCCCACGGUCUUCCUAGGCUGCGCUGAGCAGCAGCAGGCGGGAGGGGGCCGAGCUGUGCACAGUUGUCGCCAGAAGUUGGAGCGCAGGGCGGCCCACCUGCCACCCACCUGCUGCCCACCUGCCGCCCACCUGCCGCCCACCUGCCGCCCACCUGCCGCCCACCUGCCGCCCACCUGCCGCCCACCUGCCGCCCACCUGCCGCCCACCUGCCGCCCACCUGCCGCCCACCUGCCGCCCACCUGCCGCCCACCUGCCGCCCACCUGCCGCCCACCUGCCGCCCACCUGCCGCCCACCUGCCGCCCACCUGCCGCCCACCUGCCGCCCACCUGCCGCCCACCUGCCGCCCACCUGCCGCCCACCUGCCGCCCACCUGCCGCCCACCUGCCGCCCACCUGCCGCCCACCUGCCGCCCACCUGCCGCCCACCUGCCGCCCACCUGCCGCCCACCUGCCGCCCACCUGCCGCCCACCUGCCGCCCACCUGCCGCCCACCUGCCGCCCACCUGCCGCCCACCUGCCGCCCACCUGCCGCCCACCUGCCGCCCACCUGCCGCCCACCUGCCGCCCACCUGCCGCCCACCUGCCGCCCACCUGCCGCCCACCUGCCGCCCACCUGCCGCCCACCUGCCGCCCACCUGCCGCCCACCUGCCGCCCACCUGCCGCCCACCUGCCGCCCACCUGCCGCCCACCUGCCGCCCACCUGCCGCCCACCUGCCGCCCACCUGCCGCCCACCUGCCGCCCACCUGCCGCCCACCUGCCGCCCACCUGCCGCCCACCUGCCGCCCACCUGCCGCCCACCUGCUGA
Molecule: messenger RNA, 861 nt
Organism: Tupaia belangeri chinensis (Chinese tree shrew)
Lineage: Eukaryota; Metazoa; Chordata; Mammalia; Scandentia; Tupaiidae
Product: early nodulin-75
Exons: 2
Coding region: 1-861 (286 amino acids)
Source: RefSeq, a predicted model, not a curated record